GCCAAACUCUCUUUGGGAGUACUGAAACCCCGUUAGACGCCGCUUUCCCUCUCAAAUCCUUGUUCAGAAACACGCGAAGGCACUUAUAGACCGCUACAUGUCUGAAUCCGAGUUGAACGAGAGUAUCAAACAGACGGGAUUUCCUGAGUCUGGCUGGGAAGAACAGUUCAAAGCAUACGACACGGCUUUCGACGCCUCGAUGGCUGCCAACGGAGAAGCGUUACCGGCGCAAGGCAGGAAGCCCUCAUCUAGUGAAGUUUUCUCCGACGCCGUUCAUUAUGUUCGUAUUGAAGGUGUUUCGGGAUUGGUCGGCUAUGCCAUUCGAUUCUGGGACGGAGGUCUUCAGGAUGAAGGCCAAUUCUGCUUUGAUCUCUUCGACCUGUCUGCUAAGCAUGCCGUAAACACGUCUCGCUUUGGAAUCUCCUUCACGGUCAUCCCAGAGGUCGGAAAACUGACGAUGGCGUUCUCGGGUCCUCUUCGUAGCUGGGAGACAAACAUGGGAUUUACUCCCGAGGAGAUUCGCGCAGGGGAAGAGCGCUUUAGUAUUUUAGAAGAUACUUUACUGUCGCUCGAGCACCCUAAUUCGUCCCAGCCAUUCCUCUUCAGGUCUCCGAAGAGGGAUAUUCCUAUCGGCUCGCAGACAGUGCAUUGCCCUGUCCCUUGGAAUGAACUUCGCAACAUGUAAAAGCACGUAGAUCAGAUUCCGAAUACGAAAGUGAUUCCUCG
Messenger RNA from Coniophora puteana RWD-64-598 SS2, 726 nucleotides. RefSeq lists its product as uncharacterized. The coding region runs from base 98 to 685 and encodes 195 amino acids. The transcript has 4 exons. Lineage: Eukaryota; Fungi; Basidiomycota; Agaricomycetes; Boletales; Coniophoraceae. The record is from RefSeq and is a predicted model, not a curated record.